Fusarium keratoplasticum is the source of this 1020-nucleotide messenger RNA. RefSeq lists its product as uncharacterized. Gene Ontology annotation, biological process: secondary metabolic process. The transcript is spliced from 2 exons. The coding region runs from base 1 to 1020 and encodes 339 amino acids. Lineage: Eukaryota; Fungi; Ascomycota; Sordariomycetes; Hypocreales; Nectriaceae. The record is from RefSeq and is a predicted model, not a curated record.
AUGUCAUUCUUCACCCCCGUCCGAGCUUCCAACGCGCUCAUCACUGAGGUCAGCGUCCCCAAGACCGCCGUCUUUGUUGGCGGUACCGACGGCAUUGGCAAAGCUACUCUGAUGGAUCUUGUCUCCAAGGGUUUCCCUAUCAAGGUCUACAUCGUAGGCCGCAAUGAGGCGGGUCACAGGGCAUUGCUGGAUGAGCUUAGGACUUUGAACCCCAAGGCAGACCUGAUUUACGUCCAAGGCCAGAUCUCCUUGGUUGCAGACUCUCAGCGUAUUGCGAAGCACAUCUCGGCUCAGGAGGACAAGAUCGACCUCCUCUUUCUCUCAGCAGGCUACUUGCCUUUUACUGGGCGCCAAGAAACUUCUGAGGGCCUAGAGGCAUCCCAGGUCGUGUCCUACUACAGCCAUAUUGUGUUCAUCACCAACCUCCUACCCCAGCUCAGGGCGGCCGCCAAGUCUUCGGCAUCGGCGCGAGUCAUCAAUGUCCUUGCCGCUGGCCAGGAGUCGACCAGCCUCUUCCUUAACGACCUAACUCUCAAGCAUCCCGGCCGUUUUAGUAUCCCCACCUACGCUGCUCACGCCGCUACUAUGGUGACCCUGACCCUGAAGCGUAUUUCCGAGGCACCGGAGAAUAAAGACGUCGUCUUUAUCCACUCGCAUCCAGGCAGGGUUAGCACAGAUUUGUUCAUGAAGAGCUGGGCUGGCAAGUUCGACCCCAGCAAGGCUGCCCCCGCUCCGCCCCCUGGAACAUUCGUUGAGUUGACACCUGAGGAAUCUGGUGAGCGGUGCCUGUAUUUGAUCACAAGCGCAGAGUUUGGGGGCAAUGGCGUCCCCGUGCAGGACGGGCGUCGGGCAGCCUUGACUCUGGCCCACGGGGCCAGGGCAUCGCUUUUCUCUAUCGACGAUAAGUUCGCUAUUCUGCAACAGGACGAUUUACUAUCUGAGCUAGAGAAUAUGGGGGCUCCCCAGAAGAUCUGGGAUCACACUUUUGAGGCCAUCUACUCCAUCAUCCAGCAGGAUUAG